This is a messenger RNA of Monopterus albus (swamp eel), 1863 nucleotides long. RefSeq names its product tripartite motif-containing protein 16-like. Gene Ontology annotation, biological process: protein ubiquitination. NCBI's taxonomy places the organism in Eukaryota, Metazoa, Chordata, Actinopteri, Synbranchiformes, Synbranchidae. Gene Ontology annotation, molecular function: zinc ion binding; protein binding; ubiquitin-protein transferase activity. The record is from RefSeq and is a predicted model, not a curated record.
AUGUCUCAGGAAUGGCUGACUGGCCUUGCUGUCAUCAGUAUCAAUCACUCAAUAGGGGAGCAGAUUUCGUAUGAUGACAUUAUUGAUGAUUUUGCAUCAAGGAAGGCCAGAAAGCACUUCCAAAGCAUCAAUGAGCACACGCCCACCAGGAAUGCAAAUGUUGCGUGUUACACACUCUACGCUUUAGCUAAAAUUGCACAACAAGGACACCAGGAACAGAAGAAAUCUUGCUGCGCCAUCUGUCUGGAUCUACUGAAGGAUCCGGUGACUGUUCCCUGUGGGCACAACUACUGUAUGAGCUGUAUUCAAAGCCAUUUGGAUGAGGAAGAUCAAAAGGAAACCCACAGCUGUCCUCUGUGCAGACAGACCUUCGUACUGAGGCCCACCCUGGUGAAGAACACCAUGUUAUCAUAUUUAGUGAAGAAGCUGAAGAAGACAGGAACAGCUUCAGCUGAUCACUGCCAUGCUGGACCUGGAGAUGUGGCCUGCGAUGUCUGCACUGAAAGAAAGCUGAAAGCUGUCAAGUCCUGUCUGCACUGUCUGGUCUCUUACUGUGAACAACACCUGCAGCCUCACUACAAAUCUCCUGCCUUUGAAAAACACAAGCUGGUCAACCCUGCCAAGGGGCUUCAGGAGAACAUCUGCUCUCGUCACAAUGAGGUAAUAAAGAUUUUCUGCCGCACUGAUCAGAUGUAUAUCUGUUAUCUCUGCUAUAUGGAUGAACAUAAAGGCCACAACAUAGUCACAUCUGAAGCCCAAGGGACUGACAGGCAGAAAGAGAUUGAAGUGAGCUGGCAAAAAAUCCAGCAGAGAAUCCAGACCAGAGAGGAAGGUGUGAAUGAGCUUCAGCAGCAGAUAGAAACAAUCGAACAAUCUGCUGAUCAAGCAGUGGAGGACAGUGAGAUGAUCAUCAAUAAACUGGUCCAUUUUAUCAAGGAAAAGGGUUCUGAUGUGAAGCAGCAGAUCAGAUUAUAUAAGAUAACUGAAGUGAGUCGAGCCAAAGAGCUUCAGGAGAAGCUGGAGCAGGAAAUCACUGAACUAAGAAGGAAAGAUCCUGAACUGCAGCAGCUCUCACACACAGAAAACCACGCUGAAUUUCAACUCAGUUACUUGCUGCAGUUGCAACUCAGUGACUCUACAGACACACCAAGAACCAAAAUCCAUCCCGUGACACAUUUUGAGGGUGUGCCAUCAGCUCUGUCAAAGGUCAGCGAUAAAGUACAGGACUUCCUUAGAGAGAAAUGCAGCAAAGUCUCACUGUCAUUGAGAUCCGUGGAUGUUUUGCUGCCACAAGAAGAGCCCAAGGGCAGAAAUGAGUUUUUAAAAUAUUCAUGUCAGCUCACACUGGAUCCAAAUACAGCCCACAAACACCUAUAUCUAUCUGAUGGGGACAGAAUGGUGUCAGAGGUUCAACAUCAGACAGUGCCAGAAAGUUUAGUACCAGGAGACAGAUUCCAUGUUGAGCAGCAGGUUCUGAGUAAAGAGGCUUUGACUGGGCGUUGUUACUGGGAGGUGGAGUGGAGCGGGGAAGAAGUUUCAAUAGCAGUGACAUACAAAAAUAAUGAAGAAUUGGAUCAAAGUGGAUUUGGAGAAAAUAACAAGUCUUGGGCAUUAGACUGUUUCGAAGACCGUUAUAAAUUCAGACAUGACCAAGUUAAAACUCACAUCUCAGGCCCUCAGUCUUCCAGAGUAGGAGUGUACCUGGAUCACAUGGCAGGUGUUCUGUCCUUCUACAGCGUCUCUGACACCAUGACUCUCCUCUGCAGAGUCACGACCACAUUCACUCAGCCAGUCUAUGCUGGGAUUUGGAUUUGGAGGACUUUAUUCAAUCUGACCACUGCUAAGAUUAUUGAGUUAAAGUAG